Molecule: messenger RNA, 1899 nt
Organism: Cavenderia fasciculata
Lineage: Eukaryota; Evosea; Eumycetozoa; Acytosteliales; Cavenderiaceae
Exons: 11
Coding region: 1-1899 (632 amino acids)
Source: RefSeq, a predicted model, not a curated record
AUGUCAGAAAUACAACUCUGCUCCCAAUCGAUCGUUCAUUCAUCAGCAACUCAACUAAAUAGAGAUAAAGAUAAUAGAGAUAGAAGAUUAGAAGAUAUAGAUAAAGAUGAACAAGUUAAAAAAGUUAUAUUUAGUAGUGACAAUCAUCAUUGCAAAGCAGCAAAUUAUGAUCGAGGUUGUCUAAGUUAUACAGUGUUUCCACCUUCAGAAUCAUUGAUUCUUAGUAGAUCAUCCUUUGAUGUUGAACUUGCUUUUGAUAGAGUACCAAUAAAAGCAGGAUCAAGUGAAAUCACAACAACUUCUCCCAUUGUUUUAUUAACAGAGUUGGCUGGCGAUGUUAUUCUAUGGGAUAAGAUUGGUAAUCAAAAGUAUCGUCCAACGUCAUUGAUGGUGUUGGGUCAAUUUAAAAUACGAUUUACAUUUACCAAUUUACCAUUGUCACAAGAGAUUUACUUUAUUACAAACCCAAUCUUUUCUUGGCAAUCUGAUAUUUUAGCUGAAUUUGAAGUAUUGGGUCCAAGAUCAAUUGCAUCGUAUUCUACAACAUUGAUCAUUCCACCUAAACCAAUUACCAAUCCAUUCAAGAAUUUCUGUACUUUACAAAUCGAUGAAAACAACAAGUGGUGGAUCAAUGACCGUCCGAGUCAAAUGACUAUCAACCCAUACACAGGUAUCACACCCAAACCUUGUUCUCCAUCGGUCACUGCCUGUCAAUCUAAUCCUACUGAUCCCUACUAUUACCAACUCUACUUUGAUUUUAAUCUUGCCAGUGGUUCCAUCUCAACUUCUUACAAUCAAUUUCAAUUCAAAGGAAAUACUUAUUUCACAAAUGAUUUAAAGGUUGAAUUAAAUGGAGAUGAUACAAGAGUAGAUGUACCAGUAACGAUUGAUAGUGAUUAUUUAAGUUUUUAUGAAGCUAUGGAUUUUGGUGUAUCUAAAUUGUCGGCUGGAGGGUUAUCCAAUUAUUCACCGACUCCAAUGUCCUAUGUCCAAGGAUUGGUUGAUCAAGCCAAAACUGGGAAAUACACAAUCAUUGAAGACGGUCAAACGGUCAACCCAAACAAUAUCAACCUCUUGUCAAUGAAAAUUAAUAGAGAAUCUCAUUCCUAUUUAUUUAAACCAAUACCUUCUGGAGAAGAUAUAAAUAUUAAUAUUAUAAAAGGAGUAAUUUUAAUUCAAAAUCCAGUAUUGUAUGUAACUUGUGCUCCAACAAGUUAUCGUAACUCUUUUUCAAAUAAUGUACCAGUUAUAAACACAACUUACCAUUAUGUCGCUGCUGAUAGUAAUCUAGCAAUGGUGUAUGAAUCAUUCUUGAUGAAUCCUUCAAACACUGCUAUUGUUAGAAACUUAAAGGCAACUAUUGGUUCUGACAUUUUUACCUUUACUUCCUCUUCAACUCAAUCAUCCAAUGGAAUAACAUUUUCAACUUUAUUUAAUGAUAAUGAUAAAAUAAUGAUUUCAAACAAUGUAAAAGAUGUAUUGAUUAUUGAAAAGACAAUUACGGGAACAACAAAGGAUAGGUUGGGAGGAAAUAUUACAACUUUGUUGGAUAUGACUAAUCCAUCCUUUUGUAAUAUGGCUCAUGGUACAGGACUACGUAACCAAAUUGCCGAUAUCAUUCAGUCGGGUUUGGCGACACCCAAUGUCGUCGUUCCCAUCUGGAGUUCAGUGUCUGGUCAAUCGAGAUUCUAUGUUGAUCGUGUUGCUGGGUUGUUAAAGAUGCAUUCGAGAAAUGACUAUGCCGUGGCAACUAUCAACAUUCCAAUGAGUCGUAUGUCAUUUUUAGAGCCAAAGAUUACAGUCGCCGAUUUUAGUAAUCCUCGUACAUCACCUGGUGUUCACAGUAUCAGACAUUACAGGCCGGUCAGUCCAGUCCGUUUGUCACGUCGAUCAAGGUAA